Molecule: messenger RNA, 2795 nt
Organism: Klebsormidium nitens
Lineage: Eukaryota; Viridiplantae; Streptophyta; Klebsormidiophyceae; Klebsormidiales; Klebsormidiaceae
Source: the annotation of a GenBank genome assembly
AUGGCGCAGGAGCGAUUGCGUGCACCGCCUCUCUGCACAUACAUCAAGCCAAUCAGCCUUCCACGGCGCACACUUGAGAAGCGCUGCGUUGUGAGGAGCCAAUCGCAGUCAGAAGAGGCUUCGUCUGGCAGCUCUGUAGCAACAGAUGAACAAAGUGCCAAAGCACCGGCCACCUCCCCAGUACAAGGCCUUCCGCUUCCCAAGGACCCCAAAGACGAUUUGGAGGGCGAGAGCACGCCUGAUGGGAAAAAGAGAAAGGGCUCCGACCUCAAGACCCUGUGGAGGCGAUUCACCAAAGUGGCCGCCCCCUACUGGAGCAGCGAGGACAAGUUCCAGGCGCGUCUGCGUCUUGGCGGCGUCUUCGUGCUCACCCUCGCGACAACCGGCAUCAGCGUGCUGUUCAACUUCCUGGGACGCGACUUCUACAACGCGCUCGCAAGCAAGGACCAGUCCCAGUUCGUGCACCAGCUCUUUGCCUACCUGGGCGCGUUUGUCGUGGGCAUCCCAUUCUACGUCCUGCGCGACUACUCACGGGACCUGCUGGCCAUUCGCUGGCGUACAUGGAUGACCGAGCAGUACAUGCAGCGAUACUUUUCUGACAGAACCUUCUACAACAUCCAGUCCCAGUCGCUGAUCGACAACCCCGACCAGCGAAUCGUCGACGACCUGGACCGCUUCACUACCUCCUCGCUCUCGUUCUCGCUCGCGCUAGUAAACGCAGCCAUCGACCUCGUCUCCUUCAGCGGCAUCCUGUAUACCAUCUACCCGCCGCUCUUUGUGGUCCUGGUCGUCUACUCUUUGGGCGGCACGGCCAUUAGCGUCGCACUUGGAAAGAACUUGGUGUCGCUCAACUUUAUGCAAGAGAAGCGCGAGGCCGACUUCCGGUACGGCCUGGUGCGCGUGCGGGAAAACGCGGAGUCGAUCGCGUUCUACGGUGGCGAGAAGAGCGAGAUUGAUCUGCUCGUGCAGCGGUUCCGGCAGACGUUUGAGAAUUACAUGCAAUUGCUGGUCACCAGCCGUAACCUCGACUUCUUCACCUCCUUCUACCGCUUCCUUAUCCAACUCCUGCCCGCCGCCGUGGUCGCGCCGCUCUACUUCGCGGGCAAGAUCGAGUUCGGGGUCAUCAACCAGUCAUUCUCGGCGUUCAACCACAUUCUCGGCGACUUCUCGCUGAUCGUUUACCAGUUCCAGUCGCUCAGCUCCUUCUCGGCGGUAGUCGACCGUCUAGGCGAGUUUGGUGACGUUCUAGACCAGCAGCUCGAGGCGUCCCCCACGGCCAAUAACGGCACCGCCCCGGUAGUUCCCUCCCGCCCCCUCAUCGCACUCCUCGACGCCCCCCUCCAAACCCCCUCCGAAGAUUCCGGAACCCCCCUGCUUGAGAUUGAGGGCCUCACCAUCUACACCCCCGGUUACGCCCUAACCCUGAUCCACGAUCUUAACUUAACCGUUGCCGCCGGGGACCACUUGCUAAUCAUGGGCCCGAGCGGGAGCGGCAAAACUUCGCUGCUGAGGGCGAUAGCGGGGCUCUGGCGAGCGGGGGAGGGGGUGAUUCGACGGCACGUGAUCCAAAGCUCCCCAAUCGUCGGGUCCGGUCAUGAUGACAGAGUGACGUCAUCCAACGGCGCCAGCUCAAUUGCUGAAGCGGAGAAUGGUAGUUCUACAAACGGGGGGGUGAGAGCUCCGGGAACUGAGCGGCCAGCUGUUGAGAUGGAUGCCCCUACAGUCAUCGGCGAGGACGGGAAACCGGUGUCACCGUCCGAACCAGUAACGCCUAGUAUUGGCUUUGCGAGGGCGAAUGACGCCCCGGGCGGAAGUUCGGACGCCCUAGACGCAAGUUCGGACGGUCUGGGUACGGAUCCGGACGCCCUGGGGACAAGUUCGGACGCCUCGAAGUCGGAUUCGGACGGUCUAGACGCGGACGACAGUUGGGGUUCGGUUAUGUUCCUGCCGCAGAGGCCGUACAUGGUGUUGGGCACACUUCGGCAGCAGUUGCUGUACCCGACGUGGAGCCAGGAACUAGACGAGGGGGAAGAGAACGUUGACCCGGAGAAAGAGUUGAAGAACUGGCCCAAGCUGGGUCAGAGCGCUAACCAGGCGUUGGUUGCCAAACCGCUUUCGAGACUGACCAACAAACCCAAACCUACGGACGAGGAGUUGGAACAAGUGCUGGAGCGCGUUCGCUUAGGGGACCUGCGCGGAAGGGCCGGCGGGCUAGACGCGUUGCUCGAGUGGUCCAGCGUACUGUCGUUAGGCGAGCAGCAGCGGCUGGCUUUUGCGCGCGUCCUGCUUUCCAAGCCAAGCCUCGCACUCAUGGACGAGUCAACGAGCGCCUUAGACGAAGACAACGAGCAACACCUGUACAGCGAGUUGAGCAACGCCGGUGUGACAUUUGUCAGCGUUGGGCACAGGCCCAGCCUUCUGAACUACCAUUCAACCGUGUUGCGUAUUGCGGGCGCCGAAUCCGACACCGGCAGCGGCCGGGCCUGGCAAUUGAAGGAUGCGGACGCAGUGAAAGCCGUUGUGAAGAGUCCGGACCUUGAAGCCUUGUCACAAGCAGAGGAUCAGUUGUUGACGGUUGGGGACGGGCCACAGAACUAGGCUAGUACGUGUUGAUUCAUGAUCUGCUGAUAGCUCUGUAUUGUGCUACAUGAGGGGGGACUGAAGCCGCAUUUCUGGCAUCCUAAGUUUUGGUGACUGGAUAAGCGGUGAUGAUAAAUCAUAGGAGAGGCUUUGAUUGGGAUUGCGCCAGCUGCCUAAAUUGGACCUGACUGCUGGUUGUAAUCUGUAAGAUGUAC